UCCUGUAUCGCCGCGACCUGGUUUUUCAAGAUGGUGCCCCGUGUUGUGUGAGUGAACGCGCUUCUCCAUUUCUUUUCCUCCCCCCGACAUAUCGAAUGCAAAAUUCUGAGAAAGUGGCGUGAAAAAAAGAUGACCGGUGAAAGUGUUCCAAAUUGCGUCGCACGCCGCAGCGAUGGAGAACUGGCGAAAAUUAAUUAAAUCGGAUGUGAUACCGUACAAAGAGGACAAAGCACUCGACUGGGAAACGAGUCUGACAGAAACGAAACCCCUCGCUCCGCAGCAAGCGGGCCGAUGUCCACGGGCCCGUCCACCUCGAUGGGGCACCUCGAGGGGCCCCUAGGACCCCCGAGGCGCCACAACCCAGGCAGCCGCUUCUCCCUGCGCCGCCUGUUCGGAUCGUCCUCGGCCUUCCUCAACCGGCGGGCCUUCGGUCGCGGGAGCGCCAAGGGGCUGCCCGCGUCGGCGCUCGACGCGGAGCAGGCGCUGCGCAUUCCGUCCGGAGCCACGGCCUCUGACGGGGCCCGCGCAGCGUCGCAGAGGCUCACUGCCCCUCCCAAGGACUCUGAGGGUGCAAAGGGUGCCGAGGGUGCGGGGCGGCGUGGCAGCGCCCCACGGCAAGUCUCGUCGGACACGGAGUCCCUCUGGAGCUGCGAGGGGGGUGCGGUGGGGCGGCUGGAGUGCCCGCUCUGCCUGCUCGAACUCCCAGGGGACUGCUUUCCCCAGCUGAGUUCGUGCCCACACCGCGCCUGCUGCGACUGCCUCCGACAGUACCUGCGCAUCGAAAUCUCCGAGAGCAGAGUGAACAUCUCGUGUCCGGAGUGCACGGAGCCGAUCCACCCCAACGACAUUCGGAGCCUGCUUGAUGAUGAGGUGAUGGUGGCCAAGUACGAGCGCUUCAUGCUCCGGCGCAUCCUGGUCACCGAGCCUGACGCCCGCUGGUGCCCGGCCCCUGACUGCGGGUACGUGGUGAUAGCGAGCGGCUGUGCGAGCUGCCCCAAGCUGCACUGUGAGCGCCCAGGCUGCAGCACGUCCUUCUGCUACCACUGCAAACAGGAGUGGCACCCCAACCAGACGUGCGACGCCGCCAGGGCGCAACGAGCCGCCCGCCCAAUCUCCUCCUCCGCCGCCUCCCUGGGCUUCCCCCACGACGGUACCUUGCAGAGGGACGACAUCAAGCACUGCCCCUGCUGCAAGGUGUUCAUCAUCAAGAUGGACGACGGCUCCUGCAACCACAUGACGUGCCGCCUGUGUGGCACAGAGUUCUGCUGGCUCUGCAUGAAGGAGAUCUCGGACCUACACUACCUCAGUCCCUCUGGUUGCACCUUCUGGGGCAAGAAGCCCUGGAGCCGCAAAAAGAAGAUCCUCUGGCAGCUGGGCAUGCUUGUGGGGGCCCCCGUGGGGAUCGCCCUCAUCGCGGGCAUCGCGGUGCCCGCCAUCGUCAUCGGCAUCCCGGUUUGGGUAGGCCGCAAGCUGCACUCCAAGUACGACCUGCGUACCACGAGUCGUCUCAAGCGCAACUUCAUUGUUUCCGGCGGAGUGGUGGCUUCUUUUCUGGUGUCCCCCAUCAUUGCCGGUAUAGCCGUCGGCAUUGGCGUGCCCAUCCUCCUGGCUUACGUCUAUGGAGUGGUCCCUGUGUCGCUGUGCCGCUCUGGCGGCUGCGGAGUGACCACCUCCGCCUCGGGAGUCCGCAUCGAGUUUGACGAGGACGCCGACCUCGGCAUGUCCAGCGGAACGGCGGCCGACGGAGCGAGCGUGGACACGACGGGAGGCGUGGGGAUCCUGGGGGCCGGCGGGGCGACGGCAAGCAUCGGGGAGGCGGCCUCCCUGGGCAUGUCGGGCAGCCCCAGCCUCGGCUCGCACCUGGAUACGGCUACGGCCAGCAACACGGCCAUCGCCGGCCACAGCUUGACCGGGAGCAUCACCUCGGCCAGCGCCUCUCACAGGCUGGAGGUGCAGGCAGAGGUGUCGUCCAACAAGCGCUUCAGCCUGAGCAGCCACAGCGAGACCGCAUCUGCCACGGUGAGCCUGAGCGAGCGCUCAGCGAACAUGUCCGGCAUGGCCGACGACGCCGCCAGCACCCGGGCCUUGGCAGGCUCCAUCGUGGGCUACAGAGAGGGCACCCUGGCCGCGCCGGUGGAAGUGCACGUGGACCCACUGGAAGAACCGGACUACUGCCGCCACUGCCGCAUCACUCACCGACCCUGCUGCCCCAACGCCUUGCCCUCCUCUCAACCGCACCACUGCGAGUGCCUUGACGGUGUGAGCGUCACCAAGGUGCAGAUUGAGUGAGCGCGCGGCGGAGGCGCGAGUGUCACGCAAGUGCGACGAUACGAGUCGAAAGGGACGAGUGCCAUGCAAGCGCCAUCCAGAAUUGGUGCUGUCGUGCCGUCACUGGCGGAAUGUGCGAGUCGGUGUGUCGUGCGGGCAAACGGUUUCUAAUGUCUGAACUGCGUUGCCUCGUGUUGAAAGCGACGAAGGAUCGCUUCGCUCAAGUCGUGCCCAUUGCUGCGGUUUCGUCGUCGUCCGGCGGAUUUGAGAGGCUUCCUCUGCCUCUUUCUCUAUACAUAAAUAUACAUAUAAAAAUAGCGUUUUCAAGGUGCGCUCUAGAGACUGAAGCGGGACUGCCCCCGUGUCCGAGCGAGAAUGUUAUACUCGUUUCUACAGGUGGAUGCUUAUCCCUUGAAAGCGGAGCAAGAACUCUUGUCGUCUCGUACAAUAGUGAGUGUGUCUGUGCUUCCAGCUUGGGGGAAGGGGGGGGGGGGGGGGGGGGGGUGAAGGGGGAUUGAGCUGGCAACUUAUUUAUGUUGCCUCCCCCUUGUGGAGUGGACCUAGGCCUUUCUUCGCAUGGCAGGAAGCACCACAGUUUAGUCAUUUCGAAGCUGAUCUUUUCGGUCAUCUGUUCAAUUGCUUUCGAGUUCCCGAUUGGAGCGUUCCUUGUGCAAAGAAGGUGCUGGCUUACCGUAAGCUUUUCCGCUUGCGCGCAGCAAUACAUCUCGACACUCGCCGGCAGUUCGGCGUGACGUGCACUCGCACAGUCGCUUUCGGCAGUCGGUAAAACGUGUACAUCGAAGAGCAAUGUGAAUACGAGUGUUGCCGUACUGUGGAAUCGGAGAAGCUCCCGGGUUAUUUUUUUUUCCCCCUGGCUCUCAUUAGGCUCUUUGUUAGUGCCAACGCCAACAAGCCACGCAUGUCGGUUUCCUGGUUUUCACACCUUUGCACCCCUUCUCAGUGUGAAGCAAAAAAGACUUUGUUCUGCCCUGUUUUUACCUUGUACAGCAACAAGACAACUGCCAGUUUGGAUUCUUCGCUAAAAAAAAAAUAAAUACCUUUGUAAUGUACAAAGUCAGUUGGACACUUUGGUGUGUAUUUAUAACGGAUAUAUAAAUAAAAGCCUCUUAUUUCCAUCAAAACGA
Molecule: messenger RNA, 3413 nt
Organism: Ixodes scapularis (black-legged tick)
Lineage: Eukaryota; Metazoa; Arthropoda; Arachnida; Ixodida; Ixodidae
Product: E3 ubiquitin-protein ligase RNF19A
Exons: 13
Coding region: 292-2289 (665 amino acids)
Biological process (GO): ubiquitin-dependent protein catabolic process; positive regulation of proteasomal ubiquitin-dependent protein catabolic process; protein polyubiquitination
Cellular component (GO): ubiquitin ligase complex; cytoplasm
Molecular function (GO): zinc ion binding; ubiquitin protein ligase activity; ubiquitin conjugating enzyme binding
Source: RefSeq, a predicted model, not a curated record